Ramularia collo-cygni is the source of this 1782-nucleotide messenger RNA. RefSeq names its product related to choline dehydrogenase. The transcript has a single exon. Gene Ontology annotation, molecular function: oxidoreductase activity, acting on CH-OH group of donors; flavin adenine dinucleotide binding. The coding region runs from base 1 to 1782 and encodes 593 amino acids. The record is from RefSeq and is a predicted model, not a curated record. NCBI's taxonomy places the organism in Eukaryota, Fungi, Ascomycota, Dothideomycetes, Mycosphaerellales, Mycosphaerellaceae.
AUGGCACAACAUUCAGAGCUUCAAUACGACAUAAUCAUCGUUGGUGGUGGAACUUCGGGAUGUGUAUUAGCGAAUCGUCUGUCAGAGGACCCAACUGUCUUAAUACUCUUGUUGGAGGCUGGCAGAGAACACAGUGACGAUCCACGUAUCUAUACCCCUGGACUAACAGGCAGCGUCUUCGACGACCCCGAAUUUGACUGGCAGUAUGUCGCAGAGCCAGCUCCUGCAAUGAAUGGUAGAAGCAUCAAGCAUCCCCGUGGACGGGUCAUAGGUGGAACUAGUGCUAUCAACUCAUUCGCAUUAAUCUACCCUUCAGCCGCUGGAAUUGAUGCUUGGGCAGGUCUCGGGAACAAUGGGUGGGACUGGAGUACACUUGGUCCGUAUUUUCUCAAGUUUCAGACCAUCGUACCGCCACAGAAGGAGGUCAAAGAACAGGUGCACAUCGUCCAUAGCGAUGAAAACAUUGCCAAGUCUAGAGGGCCGAUCCAGGCCUCUUUCCCGCUGCGAGUAAAUAAGUUGCAGAAGGCAUGGGUUGAUACAUUCCGAACUUUGGACCUGGAGGCAACCUGCGAUCCAAUUGAUGGACAUGCUGUUGGUGGGCACACGUCGACUUGCCAUAUCACUGGUGAUAGGCAUGAGCGAAGCCAUGCGGGAGUUGCAUAUCUGGAUCCUGUUCGUGAGCRGUCGAACUUAACUGUCAUCACCAAUGCGAUGGUCAACAAAUUAUUAUUCGACAAAACCAGUACAGGUCCAAGAGUUCGUGGUGUUCUAUACUCCAAAGAUGGCGCUCUCCAUGAAGUUAUGGCCAGGAAAGAAGUUGUUCUUGCAGCCGGCACAUUCAACACACCACAGAUCUUGGAGCUGUCUGGUAUUGGUGAUCCUAAGCUGCUUAAGCAACAUGGCAUCAACCUCGUCCACGCCAACUCGGCAGUUGGAGAGAACCUCCAGGAUCAUAUCCGGCCGGGAGUUUCGUUCGAGCUCGUCGAUGGCUUUCCUCCGCCGCUGACGGCAACGCCCGUUGAAGAGGCCCGCAGACUUUAUGAGGAAGAACGGUCGGGACCAUGGGCAGAACAAGCCGCGUUUGCCUUUUCUUACACACCGCUUGUGCCCUUCCUUGACCCGGAGGGAAACACAGAAUUGCAGCAUUUGCUGAAUGACCACCUGCAAGACGAUUCAGGUGUGUCGCCAUUCAUUCGCGAUCGCAACGCUUUCAUCCGCAAGGUCAUCGAGUCUCCCGACGAAGCAAGCACUGUGACCUUUCUCAGCCGGAAGCGAGUCUAUGAGGCGGAUCAGGGAAACUUUCUUACGCUAUUCUCCAUGCUUUCCCAUCCCCUUUCGGCUGGAAAUGCCCGCAUUGUCUCUGCAGACCCCAUAACGAAGCCCAAGAUCGAUUUUGACUACUAUGGACACCCGCUUGAUCUUGAAAUCCACGCUCGGCAUAUUCAAGCCCUCGACAAGAUUGCAAGAACAGAGCCACUAGCUUCGUGUCUCAAACCUGGCGGAAGGAGACUACCCGAGGAGUUCCCCUUGGAAACCAUCGAGAGCGCUAAAGGACUGGCUCGAGCUCACGCUGUGACGAACUAUCACCCCUGUGGUACAUGCUCUCUCGGUACUGUCGUGGACAGUCGACUGAAUGUCAAAGGCGUUCUUGGUCUGAGGGUUGUCGAUGCGAGUAUCAUGCCGAUUAUACCCAGAGGGAACAUCAUAGCCACAAUCUAUGCUGUUGCCGAACGCGCUGCUGAUAUCAUAAGCGAGGACUUGAGUAUUCGUAGAUCGACAUAG